Messenger RNA from Bubalus bubalis (water buffalo), 1214 nucleotides. RefSeq names its product teratocarcinoma-derived growth factor 1 (gene CRIPTO). The record is from RefSeq and is a predicted model, not a curated record. Lineage: Eukaryota; Metazoa; Chordata; Mammalia; Artiodactyla; Bovidae. Gene Ontology annotation, molecular function: growth factor activity. The coding region runs from base 246 to 791 and encodes 181 amino acids. The transcript is spliced from 6 exons.
GUCCAAGCGUUUGUUAGGACAGACCCGUGAGGAGUCCCCUAGUUUCGCCGGACCGCCCGACUUCUGCUUCUAAGAACUUUGGGGGAAAGCAUAUUUCUCAUCUGGGAUAUUUUUCUUUUAAAAUGCUCUUUUUCACGUCAAGAAAUUAACAUUUUCCUUUGGGUGUUUUGGCAAUGACUGUGAAUUAAAGCCGGGUUAAUUUUUUUUUUCCUUCUAAAUUGUUAGGGGCCACAGACCCGAGGAAGAUGGAGCGCUUCUCUUACAGUGUGAUUUUGAUCAUGGCCUUUUCCAGAGCACUUGAACUGGGAUUAGUCGCUGGAUUGGGUGACCUUGAACUUGCCGGUCCAUCACAGGGAGAGCUGGCCUUCAGAGAUGAUGGCCUUUGGUCCCAAGAGGAGCCUGCAAUUCGUCACCAGCCUUCCCAGUUUGUAGCAUCCAUGGGAAUCCAAAAGAGUAAGGAGCUGAACAGAACCUGCUGUUUGAAUGGGGGAACCUGCAUGCUGGGAUCCUUUUGUGCCUGCCCUCCCUCUUUCUAUGGACGCAACUGUGAGCAUGACUCUCGCAAAGAGAACUGUGGGCCUGUGCCCCAUGACACCUGGCUGCCCAGGAAGUGUUCCAUGUGUAAAUGCUGGCAUGGCCAGCUUCGCUGCUUUCCUCAGUCAUUCCUACCUGGUUGUGACGGCCAUGUGACAGAUGAGCACCUCACAGCUUCCAGGACUCCAGAAUUAACACCAUCUGCGUGUGCUCUUGUGCUACCUGGCAUCUGCCUUGCUAUACAAAGUUAUUAUUGACCCACAUUUGUUUUCAACAUUUGUCAUGCAGAUUUCAUGACCUGUAAAGGCUGUCUCUCUAAUGUCCCAACUGAGAGAUGAUAAUUUGUUAGUUGCCUUGAAAUAGUGAAUAGAUUUCCCUGUGGUCCCUAAAAAGAUGUCCUUGAAGCACCAAUUACUUUCCUCUGCCCUGCCCUCUCCAAAAACUAAUUAAAAAAAAAAAACAGAGUAAGCCAUAUCUUGUGUCCAACUCCUGUGUUUCUGAUACAGGUAAGUGCCAAGGGCUUACAAAUAAUUUCCUUUAAACAAUUGAAUUCUAUAUUUAGAUUAUUCAAGGUUACUCUCAAUGUGGAACUGAGCAUAAAGCUUUGAAUGGAGUUGAUUGACAUCAGUUAAGAUAGUAUAUUGGAAAGGAAGGACCUGUAAGAGGAGCAGAAGAGAAGG